CUGCAUCCCAAACACAUGUACAUUCGGGCGCAGGUUCAAAAUUCAGCGAGUGCCGAGGCCCGAGUAUCUGAGGGAGUGUCGCGGCGAGCAGUCGUGCUGUGCCCGCCAAUCGAGGCGCCGAGACCACGCAACCGACCACGACUCACAGAAUUUAACAUCAUGUUUAAAUGGGCAGUUUUCGCUGUCCUUGCUCUGGGGAGUGUGCUCGGCCCAAUGAGAGAAGUUGAAGCUUCAGCAGCUUAUGUACCAACAGUCCAACAAGUGAAGAAGUAUCUCAGUGAGAGACUUUCGGCGCCAGUCUCGAAGCAGGGAGUAGUAAAAGAACGGGAAGAACGAGAAGUCAGGCGAAACAUCACAAUAAUCGGAGAUGACUUCGUGAUAGAUGGCAAACCGGUGAGGAUCGUGUCUGGCUCCCUGCACUACUUCAGACUGCCGGCCACGUACUGGCGCGACCGGCUGCGGAAGCUGAGAGCGGCUGGACUUAACUCUGUGGCCACGUAUGUCGAAUGGAGUUACCACGAACCAGAGGAGCGACAGUACUCAUUCACAGGGGACCAGGACAUCGUCAACUUCAUCAAAAUAGCCGCCGAAGAGGGGUUGUACGUACUCCUGCGAGUGGGACCCUACAUCUGCGCAGAAAGAGAUCUGGGUGGUUUUCCGUAUUGGCUGCUAGGAAAAUACCCGACUAUCAAGCUACGUUCUACAGAUCAAAAUUUCAUCGAAGAAUCGAAAAUAUGGGUCGACAAAUUAUUCGAACAAGUAAAACCAUUAUUAUAUGGAAACGGUGGACCAAUAAUUCUAGUUCAGGUGGAAAACGAGUACGGUAGCUAUGGCCGCGACAUGGCGUACAAAGUCCAGGUGCGUGAUAUGUUGCAAAAGCACGUGGAGUCAAAUGCGAUCCUCUACACUACCGAUGGAUUCUCGCCCUCAUACUUCAUAGCUGGAGCAGUUCCUAACACACUCACUACUAUAGACUUCAAUCCUGGAAUAAAUGUGACCAGUGCAUUUGCUGCGUUGCGUCGGUUCAUGCCGCAUGGACCUUUGAUGAAUUCAGAAUUCUACACGGGCUGGUUGACGCACUGGGGUGAAAAUUUCGCUCAAGACAGUGCUGAAAAAGUUGUUCAGACAUUGGGCGAGAUCCUUGACCACGGCGCUAGUGUCAACUUCUACAUGUUCUUUGGUGGCACCAAUUUUGGAUAUACUGCCGGGGCAAAUCACUUCGGUACUUACAUAUCAGAUAUCACAUCAUAUGACUACGAUGCUCCCCUGAGCGAGGCAGGAGACCCCAAUGCUAAAUAUUUCAUGAUAAGGGAAAAACUAAAGCAGUACAAUCUUGUAGACGAAACUAUUGCACUGCCCCAAAUAAGUGCAAAAGGUUCCUACGGUCCAGUCAAUGUUACUUUAUCUAUGUCCCUUCUGAGUGAUAUUGGACGUUCUGUGUUGGGUAAAAAAUAUAAAGAUGUUAGCGGCGACGUUCUUCCCACAUUCGAAGAGCUACGCCAAAGAGGAGGACUGAUUUUAUACGAGACCAAGGUGUCCGAAUUCGAGGACCUGUUAACUAUUAAAAAGCCACAUGAUAUUGUUUACGUAUUUGUUGAUGGUGUUUUGAAGGGUCACAUUAGCAGGCUCCACAAGAUCUACAGCUUGCCACUGGCAGCGAAGAACGAUUCCGUAUUAUCGCUGUUGGUUGAAAAUCACGGUCGUAUUAAUUACGGGCCCAUACGCGACUAUAAGGGUAUUCUAAGCAAUGUGGAAGUCGGUAAGAAAAUUCUAAAUGGCCAAUGGACCGUCACUGGCUAUCCCUUAGAGACAUUUUCCACAUCGACCAAUGCAACGCAAAACGCUAUUCAAGUGAUUCCUGCUUUCUAUGAAGGUUAUCUAAUUCUGCCGGAAGGGCAAGAAGCUUUGGAUACAUUCCUUGAUACGACGGGAUGGGGAAAGGGCUACGUAUGGAUAAAUGGGCGAAAUCUCGGCCGGUACUGGCCGGACGCUGGUCCUCAGAUAACCUUAUACGUACCUGGCGUGUGGCUUAAUAAAUACCCAAAACGAAAUCACCUUCAAAAGAUGGUAGAAAAAGAUUUGAAUUGUGCCGUGGGGCCACCAUGCAGCCUCGUUUUAGCCGACGGGACGGUCUUCCAAGGAAGAAGUUUUGGGGCCCAAGUUCCCAUGGAUGGAGAAGUUGUUUUUCAGACUGGUAUGGUUGGCUACCCGGAGUCGUUGACCGACCCCUCGUACCACGCGCAGUUGUUGGUGCUCACCUACCCGCUAGUCGGCAACUACGGUGUCCCCGACGAGGACGAGCAGGAUGAACACGGAUUACCUAAAUGGUUUGAGUCCAACCGCAUUUGGGCAGCCGGGUUGAUCGUAGGCGAGAUAAGCACUCGUGCUUGCCACUGGCGUGCCAAGCGAUCCUUAGGAUCCUGGCUGGCAGCCCGCGGAGUGCCAGGCAUCUGUGACAUAGACACUAGAGCCCUGACAUUCCGUCUUCGAGCCGGCGUCACGCUAGGCAGAAUUGUACAAGGCGUCCCGCCCUUUGGACCAUUACCGGCACUUACAGAUCCUAAUAUAAGGAACUUGGUGGCAGAAGUUUCUACUAAGAAAACUACAGUGUACAACCCUUCAGGCGAAGUAACAAUCGUAGUUGUAGACUGUGGUUUAAAGUACAAUCAGAUUAGAUGUCUGAUAAAAAGGAACGCUAAAGUGAUAUUGGUUCCUUGGGAUCACGACUUUACCUCGGAUCAGUACGAUGGUUUGUUCAUCAGCAACGGUCCAGGUGACCCUAUCAAAUGCAAGAAGGUCGUUGACAAUCUACGUACUGUUAUCAACAAGAAAACAAAUAUGAAACCAGUUUUUGGUAUUUGUCUCGGACAUCAGUUACUGUCUACUGCUGCUGGUUGUACUACUUAUAAGACCAGUUACGGCAACCGUGGACACAAUUUGCCUUGCACACACAGUGGCACUGGACGCUGUUUUAUGACAUCUCAGAAUCACGGAUUCGCUGUGGAUGCCAAUUCGUUACCGGAACAUUGGAAAGUUCUAUUUACUAAUGAGAACGAUAAGACCAAUGAGGGUAUUAUUCAUGACACAUUACCUUUCUUCAGUGUUCAGUUCCAUCCAGAGCACACAGCUGGACCCACCGAUUUAGAAUGUCUCUUCGAUGUAUUCGUGGAUGCUGUGAAAAGUUACAAAAGCAAUGCUUCGUUUAACAUCGACGAGGUUAUCACAGAAAAACUCAAGUUUGUUCCUACCAUUCAGGAAAGACCUAAAAAGGUGCUCAUUCUUGGCUCUGGGGGCUUAUCAAUCGGCCAAGCUGGGGAAUUCGACUAUUCAGGAUCACAAGCUGUUAAGGCUUUACAAGAGGAGAAAAUCCAAACGGUUCUGAUUAAUCCAAAUAUUGCAACUGUACAAACGUCAAAAGGAUUAGCCGACAAAGUGUAUUUCCUUCCUAUUACUCCAGAAUAUGUGGAACAAGUUAUUAAAGCUGAACGACCCACGGGAGUUCUCUUAACAUUUGGAGGCCAGACAGCAUUGAACUGUGGAGUAGAACUGGAAAAACAGAAGAUAUUUGAAAAAUACAAUGUUAGUGUUCUGGGAACACCUAUUCAGUCAAUAGUGAACACGGAAGAUCGAAAGAUAUUUGCUGAAAAAGUAAAUGCUAUCGGAGAGAAAGUAGCUCCUAGCGCCGCUGUGACUACAAUCGAUGAGGCACUUAUUGCUGCACGUCAAAUCGGGUACCCAGUUAUGGCUAGAUCAGCAUUCUCCUUAGGAGGACUGGGAUCUGGAUUCGCUAAUAAUGAAGAUGAACUUCGAACUCUGGCCCACCACGGACUAUCACAUUCAGAUCAACUUAUUAUCGAUAAGUCUCUUAAAGGUUGGAAAGAAGUUGAAUAUGAAGUUGUCAGGGACGCAUUUAACAAUUGUAUUACAGUUUGCAAUAUGGAAAACGUUGAUCCUCUUGGCAUACAUACCGGUGAAUCAAUAGUAGUGGCGCCAAGUCAAACAUUAUCAAACAGAGAAUAUUACAUGUUACGAAAUACUGCGAUUAAAGUUAUUCAACACUUUGGAAUUGUGGGUGAAUGUAACAUUCAAUAUGCCUUAAAUCCUAACUCAGAGGAAUUCUAUAUUAUUGAAGUAAAUGCUAGAUUGUCUCGAAGUUCAGCUUUAGCCAGUAAGGCAACUGGUUACCCCUUGGCGUAUGUGGCUGCUAAGCUUUCACUGGGUAUACCAUUACCCGUGAUUAAGAACUCUGUUACUGGAGUUACGACUGCAUGUUUCGAGCCAAGUCUCGAUUAUUGUGUAGUCAAAAUUCCAAGGUGGGAUUUAGCUAAGUUUACAAGAGUAAGUACCAAAAUUGGCAGUUCUAUGAAAAGUGUAGGAGAAGUUAUGUCCAUAGGCAGAAACUUUGAAGAAGCAUUCCAAAAAGCAUUGAGGAUGGUAGACGAAAACGUAAACGGUUUCGAUCCUAAUAUUAAAAAGGUAAAUGAAGAUGAAUUAAGAGAACCCACUGAUAAACGAAUGUUUGUCUUAGCGGCUGCUCUAAGAGAAAAUUACACUGUAGAUAAAUUGUAUGAACUCACUAAAAUCGACCAUUGGUUCCUCGAGAAAUUUAAGAACAUUAUUGAUUAUUACAAAAUAUUAGAAGCAGAUCAUCACGGCUCAAUACCUUUUGAUGUCCUAAAGAAAGCGAAGAAAAUCGGUUUUUCCGAUAAACAAAUUGCCGCUGCAAUAAAAAGCACUGAAGUUGCCGUCAGAAAACUAAGAGAAGAAUAUAAAAUAACGCCUUUUGUUAAACAAAUCGAUACAGUUGCCGCUGAAUGGCCGGCUACUACUAAUUAUCUAUACCUGACUUACAAUGGAAGUACACACGAUCUUGAAUUCCCAGGUGGUUUUAUAAUGGUUUUAGGUUCAGGUGUGUACCGCAUAGGUAGUUCUGUUGAGUUCGAUUGGUGUGCUGUUGGAUGUCUUAGAGAGCUUAGAAAUCAAGGCAAAAAGACAAUUAUGGUAAAUUAUAACCCUGAAACUGUGAGUACCGACUACGACAUGAGUGAUCGGUUGUACUUUGAAGAAAUUUCCUUUGAAGUUGUAAUGGAUAUUUACAACAUUGAACAUCCAGAUGGAGUUAUCCUAUCCAUGGGAGGACAGUUACCUAAUAACAUUGCUAUGGAUUUGCAUAGACAGCAAGCGAUUAUUCUUGGUACAUCUCCUGAUAUGAUAGACAAUGCUGAGAAUCGGUUUAAGUUUUCCAGAAUGUUAGACCGUAAAGGUAUAAUGCAACCAAGAUGGAAAGAACUCACAGAUUUAGAAUCUGCGACCAGUUUUUGUGAAGAAGUUGGGUUCCCAUGUUUAGUUCGCCCUUCAUAUGUACUGAGUGGUGCAGCUAUGAACGUUGCUAAUUCGAAUCAGGAGUUGGAAGCCUAUUUAAAAUCAGCUAGCUUGGUUAGCAAAGAACAUCCAGUCGUUAUAUCGAAAUUUAUUAUGGAUGCAAAGGAGAUUGACGUCGAUGUAGUGGCCGCAGACGGUGCCAUAUUGUGUAUGGCAGUAUCUGAGCACGUUGAAAAUGCUGGUGUUCAUUCCGGUGAUGCCACAUUGGUUACUCCACCACAAGACAUAAACAACAAAACGUUAGAAAAAAUAAAGGAAAUUGCUAGUAUAAUAGCUGAAACCCUAGACGUAACCGGUCCCUUUAAUAUGCAGUUGAUCGCUAAAGACAAUGAUCUUAAAGUCAUUGAAUGCAACGUCAGAGUUUCAAGAUCAUUCCCGUUUGUUUCAAAGACCCUGGAUCACGACUUUGUGGCAAUGGCCACUAAAAUAAUCCUGGGUAUACCUGUGGAACCUGUUAACGUCAUGACAGGUUGUGGCAAAGUAGGUGUUAAGGUGCCACAGUUUUCUUUCUCCCGUUUAGCUGGCGCUGAUGUAACUUUAGGUGUUGAAAUGGCAUCUACCGGUGAAGUGGCAUGUUUUGGAGAAAAUCGUUAUGAGGCUUACUUGAAGUCGUUAAUGAGCACUGGCUUUAGAAUACCCAAGAAGGCUAUUCUUUUAUCCGUGGGAACGUUCAAGCAUAAAAUGGAACUGCUUCCUAGUGUCAGGAUUUUGCACAAAAUGGGAUAUAAACUGUACGCAAGUAUGGGGACUGGAGAUUUCUAUGCUGAGCACGGUGUUGAUGUUGAGAGCGUCCAAUGGACCUUCGAUCACAUAGGUGAUCCCGAGGAUGUAAGAUCUGACGGAGAACUUAUGCACUUGGCUGACUUUAUGGCAAGACGUGAAUUAGAUUUGGUAAUCAAUCUACCCAUGCGAGGCGGAGCUCGUCGAGUAUCUUCAUUUUCGACUCAUGGAUAUCGUACUCGUCGUCUAGCUGUGGAUUACGCCGUGCCAUUAGUUACGGAUGUCAAAUGCGCCAAACUCUUAGUCCAGGCUAUGCAUCUGUGCGGUGGUGCACCACUCAUGAAAACUCAUACAGACUGCAUGACUUCGCGCAAUAUAAUAAAAUUACCAGGUUUUAUUGAUGUACACGUACAUGUCCGCGAACCUGGUGCAACAUACAAAGAAGAUUUUGCAACAUGUACUGCAGCUGCCUUAGCAGGAGGUAUCACAAUGAUAUGUGCAAUGCCAAACACGAACCCUCCAGUAAUUGAUCGAGCAUCUUAUGAUUAUGCAUCUGCAUUGGCACGAGUUAGUGCUCGAUGUGACUACGCACUCUUCAUGGGCGCCUCUAGCAGUAACUGUGAAACUGCUGCUGAAAUGGCACCACAGGCGGCUGCCCUAAAAAUGUAUCUCAAUGAGACGUAUACCACUCUUAAAUUAGAUGAUAUGACAGUUUGGCAGAAACAUCUUCAGAAUUGGCCUAAGAAGAUGCCCGUUUGUGCUCAUGCAGAGCGAGAAAAAACUGGAGCUAUUAUCUUGAUGGCAUCUCUACUAGAUAGACCAAUACAUAUUUGUCAUGUGGCUAGAAAAGAAGAAAUUCUAAUUAUUAAAUCAGCUAAAGAAAGAGGUUUAAAAGUUACUUGUGAAGUAUGUCCUCAUCACUUAUUCUUGAGCACAGGAGAUAUUGAUGAAAUUGGAGCAGGACGAGCUGAAGUGCGACCAGUAUUAUGUAGCCCAGAGGACCAAGCAGAGCUAUGGAAAAAUAUAGAUAUAAUAGACGUAUUUGCUACGGACCACGCACCGCAUACCGUUGAAGAAAAGAACUCUGAAAAGCCACCUCCUGGCUUCCCUGGAUUGGAAACAAUAUUGCCACUACUUUUGAAUGCAGUACACGAAGGCCGUUUAACGAUGGAGGAUCUUAUUAAUAAAUUCCACCGCAAUCCUCGUAAAAUAUUCAAUUUGCCCGAACAACCGAAUACGUACGUAGAAGUAGAUAUGGACUUUGAAUGGACGAUUCCUCAAGCAAUGGAAUUUUCUAAAUCAAAGUGGACUCCGUUUGCCGGUAUGCAAGUUUGUGGAGCUGUUCACCGUGUAACCUUACGCGGUGAAAUUGCAUACGUCGAAGGACAAGUUUUGGUACCUCCGGGCUUUGGUCAAAAUAUACGUGAUUGGCCAGCACCCAAAAAACAAACAUUCCCCGUUGUCGAAAAAGUUGAAAAAGACUUUAGCCGACCAAACUCGGCCCUCGACAUCCACGUAUCUACUGCAGAUACUAGUAGAGUCAGUGAUAUUGAUUUUGAUCAAAUCGAUAAUAGGCCUGAUGGUCAAUCUAAACCCAAUGUUCACUUCAGUGAAAUUGCUACAACAAGAUGUCUGUCCCCUCUACCACCUCAGGUGUCCAGACAGCGAUGUGACAGUACUUCGAAUUACAAUCCUCCCGCUUCGACAGCUGCUCAACGGCAACGUAGCGACUUAUUUGGUAAAAGUAUAUUAACCGUUGAUUCCUUUAGUAAGGAUACUCUAAACGACAUAUUUAACUUAGCCCAGUUUAUGAAAACCAGUGUGAAUAAGGGCCGCUAUUUAGAUGAUAUUUUACGAGGAAAAGUAAUGGCUUCUGUAUUUUAUGAAGUGAGCACUCGUACUAGUUGCAGUUUUGCAGCAGCAAUGCAAAGAUUGGGUGGUUCAGUAAUCCAUACUGAUGCUACUAGUUCAUCAGCCAAAAAAGGCGAAACUUUAGAAGACAGUGUGUCAGUCAUGGCUAGCUACUCUGACGUAGUUGUACUUCGCCACCCAGAGCCUGGAGCAGUCAAACGUGCUGCUCGACACAGUCGCAAGCCUAUUAUAAAUGCAGGAGACGGUAUUGGAGAACACCCAACACAAGCACUUCUGGAUGUGUUUACCAUUCGAGAAGAAAUUGGUACCGUGAAUGGUUUAACAAUCACCAUGGUCGGAGACUUAAAGAAUGGACGGACUGUUCAUUCUCUUGCUCGUCUUCUAACUCUUUACCAAGUGCAACUCCAAUACGUCAGCCCGCCAGGACUGGGCAUGCCAAAGCAUAUCACAGAUUACGUAGCUUCAAAAGGUAUACCGCAAAGAGUGUACGAAAGAUUGGAAGAUGUGUUAGCAGAUACGCAUGUUCUGUACAUGACAAGAAUUCAACGCGAAAGAUUUGAAAGUCAAGAAGAAUAUGAAAAGACUCGAGGGCUACUGGUCGUAACUCCACAGCUGAUGACGCGCGCACGUCGCCGUAUGGUAGUGAUGCACCCGCUGCCGCGUGUUGACGAGAUCUCCGCGGACUUUGACUCCGACCCUCGUGCCGCAUACUUUAGACAAGCCGAGUACGGCAUGUACGUGCGAAUGGCCCUGCUCUCUAUGGUAGCUGGUGUCAAUCCACUGACGUAACCAAUCACUUCGAAUUUAGCUGUAUGUACGCUGUAUGCUGUAAUAACUCAUUAUAACGUAAUCAAUGAUCGUUUGACGCUUUGAUUAUGAAGCAUUAAAUUUCCGGCUGAUAAGUAUCAAAAUCCUGAAAUCAGUGAAUAAAAUCUUAUAUCAAAAAUUAAUUAUAACGUACCGCCUUUUCAUGCUUCUGAAUCGUAUUAUAGAUUACGCAUAUCAGCAAUUUUAACAAGGGAUCUAAGAAUUCAGAUCGUGAGAUAUAAUUAUAUCAAGUACCUAAAUCUGUAGCACUGCUUUGUUUAAAAUGUAUAUCUAACAGGAAAAUUUAAGGCAAAUCAGUAUCGGACAACUAACCCUAUACUUCUUAUAAGUUAGGUUUUGGUUGGCCCAGAAAUUGGACUUUUUAAUUAGGGAUCAUAAUAUGGACAUGCAGAUAUACAAAAACAAACCUCACCACUUUAUCAACUCCAAUGAUGCUAUAACUCUUAUAGGAACUAUAAAUAAAAAAAUGAUGUAAGAACAAUUCCGCGUAAGACCAUUGUUUAUUCAGAUAGGAAUAAUGGAUGAGCAAUUUAUUUAAAUACAGUUUCCAGAUUACAAUGUUAGUUAGAGACUACAACUAAGUACAUUAAAUAUAAUACGUUUCUAUUGUUAUUAUUAGUUCAACUAAUGAUACCUCAAUAUUGUGUGAUAAUAUGUAUCUUCCUUUUAACCAUUUUAACCACGUUACAAAUGGUAUUUUAUCUAAAUUUUACAAAAUUUUAUAGCCAUUAAGUAAAAAUAUUAAUAAAAUUAUGUUUAACUA
Molecule: messenger RNA, 9565 nt
Organism: Trichoplusia ni (cabbage looper)
Lineage: Eukaryota; Metazoa; Arthropoda; Insecta; Lepidoptera; Noctuidae
Gene: rudimentary
Product: CAD protein
Exons: 23
Coding region: 16-8763 (2915 amino acids)
Biological process (GO): carbohydrate metabolic process; L-glutamine metabolic process; 'de novo' pyrimidine nucleobase biosynthetic process
Cellular component (GO): cytoplasm; carbamoyl-phosphate synthase complex
Molecular function (GO): amino acid binding; hydrolase activity, acting on carbon-nitrogen (but not peptide) bonds, in cyclic amides; carbamoyl-phosphate synthase (glutamine-hydrolyzing) activity
Source: RefSeq, a predicted model, not a curated record